Cuscuta europaea is the source of this 481-nucleotide messenger RNA. The record is from the annotation of a GenBank genome assembly. Lineage: Eukaryota; Viridiplantae; Streptophyta; Magnoliopsida; Solanales; Convolvulaceae.
CCGCCCGGUCCGCCCGUGAGUCACGCAGUGCGGCCAGUGCCGAUUGCCGAAGCCCGAAGGCCGAAGGUUAUUGAUCGUCUUAUUCAAGAGAUGAAUAAUCGCUUUACCGAGUCAAGUUCAGAGCUACUAAUGUGCAUAGCAUCGUUAAGUCCCAAAGAUUCAUUCUCCAAUUUUGAUGUGAAGCGACUACUUCGUCUUGCUAAUCUAUACCCAGAUGAUUUUAGUUCAAGAGAAAAAUUUGAACUAAAUGAACAACUUAGGAUGUUCAUUACAUUUGUCAAAUCAUCUCCACGAUUUUCAGGCCUACAAAGUAUUGGAGAUUUGGCAAAAACAUUGGUUGAAACAGAGUGGCACACAACUUAUAAGUUAGUGUACCGACUCAUCCAAUUGGCAUUGGUUUUACCCGUUACAACCGCCACAGUUGAAAGAUCUUUCUCGACGAUGAAGUUUAUCAAGAAUGAUUUGCGCAACAAGAUUGGAG